AUGGCAGCGUCCGAGGCAUCCAGAUUCGGCCAGGAGAGCGGUUACUCCACGCCUGUUCCAAACGCAUGGAAUAUACCCUCCAAUGCGUUUCCAGCUCGGUCGAACAUACAGCUAGGCCCGUCGUACCCCAACACCCUGGCAUUAUGGCAUAAUCCGCACCGCCUUCACACUUCAGAGUCCCACGAUUUUCGCAUGCAGUCGCAAAUCCCGCAGAGACCACCGGAGCAGAAACGGCACAAAAGGACCAAAAGCGGCUGUUUCACCUGUCGUGCGCGGCGGGUAAAGUGUGACGAGACUCGUCCCAUCUGCGAGCGUUGCAGUAAAGGGAAGAGAGAAUGCACAUACCCACCCUCGCCGAUGCUCAGGAAAGACAGUCGAUCAAACAUGAAGAUGAAUGAGAAAUAUCCUCCGAUCCGAGAAUCCGAAUCAGAAGAGAACAGUCAGAAUAGCGAGCGGAAGCUAGAUCUACAGCCACGACAUAUGAAGGACGCUUCAAGGCAUAAUGCUCAGUCUGUUGCACGGAGGAAAAUGCGGCAGUCGCCUGAAACCAAAUGUGCAUCUCCCUCAAGCGACAUGACUGACCUUUCGACGAAAUCACCUAGCCCAGUAGCAUCGGCUGAUCCGGAUUCCCACUCACUACCAUCUCCGACGCUAUCUGAUCAGGGCUUGACAUCGGACGUUAUGUUUUUUGUUGCUUAUCGCAAACAGAAUAUAAACUAUCAUCACUAUAUUCUAAAAUCCCACGCAUCCAAGUUCAUAAACGAAGACAUGAUGAGCUAUGCUUUGGGUUAUGAACCUUUAUUAUACGCCGUUGUCGCUUUCUCCGCAUAUCACUACUCCAUCGCGCAUCCUAAUGGGAAAAUCUAUACUUUCCUUCAAUAUUACAACAAGUCGGUAUCAUUACUUUUGAACUCGCUUCGGGGAGGCGAGAAUCAUCAUGAUGCUAUGCUUUUAACUAUACUGCAAUUGGCUGCAUUUGAGGAGUUUGUUGGGGACUGGGUGAACCUAAUUGAUCACCAUCAAGCGGCGCACCGUAUGCUUGUGGAGCUUUAUAGCCCCGAGAGCAUCAAUGUUGAUUAUUUCCAUCGUCAUAUCCUGCUUUGGUAUAACCGCUACGAUGUCAUGGCUGGUUUAAUGUCGGGAAACUCAAUGGUUCUAAGCCGUGAAUGGUAUAUUGCGGAUGAAGAAUUUUCGAUGCAAGACUCAUUCGAUCAUCCGCAUGACUUGAACAAGAAGGUUAUGGCAUGGGGUGCGCGAACUCGGCGGUUUGCGAUGGAUAUGGCAUCUUUAUUUGCAAAGAUGUCACACGGGCUCAUUACCCUUGAACAAUUCAAGGCAGAGAAGGAAAUCGUGGAUAAUACCUGGAGCGAACUGCAUCAGUUUGUGGAAACCAUGAAAGACCCCAGAUACUUGGUGCUUUCCUAUCCACACCAACAGCCCCUUGAGCCGGACGCAGUUUUUGACCCUUAUGCGCCUGGGGUUAUCUACGGUGAUGAACUGUGGGAAGUCAAUUUUUGCUUCAUGGAGCUAAUAACAGCUACCCUUCUAUAUAAAUAUCAAACAGCUCCGAUAUUGCAGAAUUUGGAUCUCUCCGAGCUGAAAACCAUGGCUAUGGAACAGGCCCAACGAAUCGAAACACUGAGCCGCUGGCCGAACCGUCCUGAGGAAAUGCAUCUCUGGUUCAUGUCCCCCUUGGGGAUGGCUGUGCUUUUCCUACCUCACGAUGAAAAGUACAAUAUGUGGUGUCGAAAGAAGAUGGCCCGCAACGAACAACUAGGAUACAUAUACCCGCCAAUGGUUCGCACGAAAUUGGCUGACCUUUGGAAGACCCCGGAACUUGAACACUGGUGGCUCCCGAAUGAUGAAGGCUACCCCAAGAUUGUCCGUGAAAUUCGAGCCUGGACAAAAGAACGUGUCAACGACCCUAGGGACACUUUCCGUGAGGCUGUUCGUGACAUCAAAGCUGUGUUUGGAAAUAUGAGCUUGGAGGACAGCAGCAGCCCAGCAAGCACCCCGAGCGUUCACAGUUCGGCGUAUCUGGAACUCUCGCCGGGGCGGUCGCCGAAAGAGCAAACUGCCCAACCGAGAUAG
This is a messenger RNA of Uncinocarpus reesii 1704, 2091 nucleotides long. RefSeq lists its product as uncharacterized. The transcript has 5 exons. Bases 1 to 2091 code for a protein of 696 amino acids. Gene Ontology annotation, molecular function: DNA-binding transcription factor activity, RNA polymerase II-specific; zinc ion binding; transcription cis-regulatory region binding. Gene Ontology annotation, biological process: positive regulation of transcription by RNA polymerase II. The record is from RefSeq and is a predicted model, not a curated record. Gene Ontology annotation, cellular component: nucleus. Lineage: Eukaryota; Fungi; Ascomycota; Eurotiomycetes; Onygenales; Onygenaceae.